Molecule: messenger RNA, 1123 nt
Organism: Angiostrongylus costaricensis
Lineage: Eukaryota; Metazoa; Nematoda; Chromadorea; Rhabditida; Metastrongylidae
Source: the annotation of a GenBank genome assembly
GAGUGGGAUGCUAGCAAAGUGUCUUAGAAGGGUUAAUUCACUCACUCAAGUGGGAACUCGCAAUUUAUCGGCAGAGGUUCGACGUGUUGUCCUCAUUCCUGGAGAUGGAAUUGGUCCUGAAAUUUCUAAAUCAGUUCAGGAGAUUUUCGAGGCCGCUAAAACUCCUAUAGAGUGGGAUCCAGUAGAUGUGACACCAGUCAAAGGACGGGAUGGAGUUUUCCGAAUUCCUUCUCGUUGUAUCGAACUGAUGCACAAAAACAAGGUAGGUCUUAAAGGACCACUAGAAACACCAAUCGGUAAAGGACAUCGGUCACUCAAUCUCGCUGUUCGCAAAGAGUUCAACCUAUACGCAAACGUGCGUCCGUGCCGUUCUCUUGAAGGCCACAAAACACUUUAUGACAACGUUGAUGUCGUAACUAUUCGUGAGAACACCGAAGGAGAAUACUCUGGAAUUGAACAUGAGAUUGUACCCGGAGUUGUACAGUCGAUUAAAUUGAUUACACAUGAUGCUUCACAACGUAUUGCAAAGUAUGCGUUCGAAUACGCUCGACAGAACUCGCGGAAAUGUGUCACUGCUGUGCACAAGGCUAAUAUAAUGCGCAUGUCUGAUGGAUUGUUCCUAAAAAUUUGUCGUGAACAAGCUGCUAAUUAUCCUGAUAUAAAAUUCAAGGCAACCAUCCUAGUCUCAAAAACGAAAUGUAUUUCUUGGGUUAUUUCUUUUAAGGAAGCUUAUCUUGAUACCGUAUGUUUGAACAUGGUACAAGAUCCAGGACAGUACGAUGUUCUUGUCAUGCCAAAUCUCUAUGGGGAUAUUUUAUCUGAUUUGUGUGCUGGUUUAGUAGGAGGGCUAGGGGUCACACCCUCAGGCAAUAUUGGAGAGGAUGCAGCGGUUUUUGAGUCUGUUCACGGCACCGCACCAGAUAUUGCUGGUCAAGAUAAGGCUAAUCCGACAGCCCUUUUGCUGUCCGCCGUUAUGAUGUUGAGAUAUAUGGAUCUCACGUCUUAUGCUUCGAAAAUUGAGCGUGCUGUGUUCGAUUCGAUUUCCGAGGGCCAGGCAAAAACAGGAGAUCUAGGAGGUAAGACAACUAUUUUAUUCAAUUGUUUAUUGAGUAAAGAUGUAUGA